Chrysoperla carnea is the source of this 2815-nucleotide messenger RNA. RefSeq names its product beta-mannosidase-like. NCBI's taxonomy places the organism in Eukaryota, Metazoa, Arthropoda, Insecta, Neuroptera, Chrysopidae. The transcript is spliced from 13 exons. The record is from RefSeq and is a predicted model, not a curated record. Gene Ontology annotation, biological process: glycoprotein catabolic process. Gene Ontology annotation, molecular function: beta-mannosidase activity. The coding region runs from base 21 to 2759 and encodes 912 amino acids.
UUAAAUUUAUUUUAAUUGUGAUGUAUUUUUUUAUUAUAUUAUUGUUAUCAUUGUUGUUAAAUAAACCAUUUAUUGGUGAAGCGGGUAAAAUACAAACCGUUUCGUCAAUGGGUAAUGAUGGCCGGGGACAAGAAACAUCAUUAGUUCAUUCAUUACAAGGCACUUGGAAUGUUACAAACGAUGAUCAUUCUAUUAAUGUUUUUUGCGAUGUUCCCGGUGGAAUAUAUUCCGAUUUAAUGAAAGCCGGUAUUAUUGGAAACAUCUACAAAAACUACAACGAUAUUGAAACAAGAUGGAUAGCGAAAGAAAAUUGGAAUUAUUUUACAAAUUUUUUUGUUUCUGGAGAAAUGCUUGCAAGAAAAGCGAUCUUUUUACUAUUCAAUGGAAUAGAUACAUUUGCAACGAUUACCUUAAAUGGAAAAGAAAUUGGAUAUACGAAAAACAUGUUUCGCCGAUAUCGAUAUAGUGUAAAAGAUUUAUUGCAGAUUGGAAUUAAUAACAUUUCAGUUUAUAUUCACUCGCCAAUUGAAAUAGCAAAUAAAGAAUUUGAAGUAGAAACAAAUCGUCGAGGUGGAGUUCCCGUACAACCUUUAUGCACACCAGCGAAAUAUAAUGGUGAAUGCCAUGUUAAUCAUAUUAGAAAACAACAAGCAUCAUUCAGUUGGGAUUGGGGACCUGCUUUUCCAAGCUCUGGAAUAUGGAAAAUGCCCAUUCUUGAAACUUACGAUGUAGUGAUGAUGAGAGAUAUUGAAGUUCACAUGGAUAGACUGUAUGAGAUGAAACGUUGGGACGUAAAAUUGAUAGUACAUUUAGAAAGUAUACCCAAAAAUAUGAUUUCUGGUUCAUUGGUGUCCAACUUGUUUCAUUAUAAGAAUAAAACUAGAUUUAUUGUAAAUGAAACGAAUAUCGACAAUUAUGAAAUGCCAAAAAGUGGAAGAAUUGCUAUUACACAACAUUUAAUUGUACCUGAUAAUUUUGUGGAAUUAUGGUGGCCGAAUGGUUACGGAUUACAACCCAUGUAUGAUUUAACUGUAUCUUUUAACAGCUCUGAACAUGUUUCCAAAUCUAUAAAAGUUGGAUUCCGAACAAUAAAAUUAAUUGAAAAUCCUCUUGUGAAUUAUGAAGGGUUAACAUUUUAUUUUAAAAUAAACGAUAUACCAAUAUUUAUGAAGGGGUCAAAUUGGAUUCCUUCGAAUAUAUUACCUGAAGCAACACUUUCAGAAGAUGGAGAAAAAAGAAUACGGCGACUGUUAAUGGAUGCAAAAAUUGCCAACAUGAAUAUGUUACGAGUUUGGGGUGGUGGCUUGUAUGAGUCGGAUUACUUUUAUUCUGUUGCUGAUGAGCUGGGUAUACUAAUUUGGCAAGAUUUUAUGUUUGCCUGUUCAAUGUAUCCUGCUAGCGAUUCAUUUUUAAAAAAUGUGGAAAAAGAAAUCGAACAACAAAUUAUCAGACUUCAAUACCAUCCAAGUAUUGCAAUUUGGGCUGGUAAUAAUGAAAAUGAAAUUGCACUCAGAAAUAAUUGGUAUUCAACCGCCUCUAAUUUUAGUCUUUUCAAAGAAGAUUAUGUCAAAUUAUAUGCAGAUGUUAUUAAAACUAAAGUUGAACAAUUAGAUGGCAUGAGACCAUUUGUAGUUUCAAGUCCUGGAAAUGGUAGAAUGAGUGAAUCAGAGGGAUACAUAGCACAGAAUCCUGGCAGUGUACUUUAUGGCGAUGUUCAUGUUUACAAUUACUAUUCAAACGCUUGGUCACCGUCCUCAUAUCCAAAUUUAAGAUUCUCAUCUGAGUAUGGACUUCAAUCAUUGCCAAAUUAUCAAACAUUAGCAGAAGCAACAGAUAAUCCAUCAGGUGAUUUACAAAGAAAUAGUGCUUUUAUGAAGCAUAGGCAACAUUUCAUAUUGAACUAUCUCGUUAUGGACUUACAAAUAUUCUUCCAGUUUCCUACAGAAAAAAUUGAAUUCAAAGAUUACAUUUAUAGAAGUCAAAUUAUCCAAGCUGUUGCCAUGAAAGUAGAAACUGAAAAGUACAGACAAUUGCGAAAUACACUCUACAACGACAGUACAGGGUUGACCAUGGGAGCUUUAUAUUGGCAAUUAAAUGACGUCUGGCAAGCUCCAUCAUGGUCCAGUAUAGAUUUUGCUGGUCGUUGGAAAAUGUUACAUUAUUACGCCAAAAAUUUUUUUGCACCAAUUUUAAUAUCAGGAAACCUUAACGAUGGUUUAUUAACAGUAUUUAUUUCAUCUGAUGUACCAACUUUACUUGAAGCUUCAAUGACAAUCAUUAUUCAUAAAUAUCAAUUAUUUAAAGAUAUCAACACAAUCACUAAAAAUGUUUCUAUUAUUCCACAAAAGUCUUUAAUUUACUAUCAAAAUGCAUUAAAACCUUUAUUAGGAAAAACUGAUUUAUCUGAAACAAUUAUAAUAUUGAAACUUGCCUGGGACGACGGAUCAGAUCAGCAUAGUAUGGAUAAUUAUGUUCUUACUGGUAACUUUAAAAAAGUGACAAAUGAACCACAUACAACGUGUACGGUAAUAAAAAAGCAAGGUCCUGAUUUUCAACUACUUUUAAGGACUAAUUCGUUUGCACCAUUUGUUUGGCUACAAACCAACAUUACUACUGGUAUCUUCUCAGAUAAUGGAUUUAUGAUGACCAGUACAGAAAAAUACAUUUAUUUCUACGGUAAUAAUCCAGACAUAUCGAAUGAAGAUUUUCAAGCAUCGAUUCGAGUUUCUUCCUUACGUAAUACAACACAACUUAUAUAAUAGAUGAUAAACGAAUUCCAAAAAUUAAAAACUGUAAAUAACGAAAUAAAAUUUGA